AGAGUCGUAGUCGCAGCGUACGCGUCUGAGCGCUGUCAAUUUCGUCCAGAUAGGGCGCAAGAUUACCGGCGCCCGAGUCGUCCGCGGGAGCGCCGGGCCUGCGUGCCCUAGUACCGUGCCGGUGUUCGAUUUUACAGUGAUUAAAUAGUGCAUUUUGUGACAAUACAAAAAUUUGGAUUACCAGCAGAGAUGCUGAAAGGCCGCGGCCGAGAUCCCCGGCUGAUGCCAGGCACCGUGGGCUACCCCGGCUCGCGGGCGCCCCUGGCUAAACCCGACCCUGACUACGAAGUAGUUGACUUUCCCUCCGAGCAGUACGUCAACGCUAAACUGCAGCCGCCGCCCCCGCCUCCCCCGCGCCCGCCGACAGGUCACCCGCUGGACGCGGGCGCGUCGUGCGGUCUAUGCGGCGGGCUGGGCGCGCGCGUGCGCUGCACCGAGUGCGGCCGCCGCGCGCUCUGCGCAUCCUGCGACGACAUGUACCACCGACACCCCAAGCGGCGCCAUCAUCAGCGACAGGCACUUUCAAUGUCGCAGCUACGGGAGGAACUACCUCCGCUGCCACCGAAAGCAACGCCACCAGUGCCUCCGCCGCGAAGACAUAAAAUGAGCGGCGACCGCUCCAACCCGAGCCCCGUGCCGUCGACGCCGGAGCUGCGGCGCGCCACGCUCAGCCCCGGCGUCGCAGUCGCAAGGCUCCCCCAGAAGGCGCCCAUCACCAACACCAACCACAUCACGAACCAACCACAGAUGCACGUCACCAGCCAACAGAUGUCGCACAUGCAGCCUAACACCAAGAUGGCCGCGCAUCUGGGCAGCACGCCAUAUCUGCCAGGUGCAACCAAUCAACAUAAUGCCCCGAUGAAUCCGGACAGCAUGAGACAGUUCUUGACGUGGGGCCAACAGAGAGGAUCUCACGCCGGUUUUAACGCCCCGGUCAAUAUGGUGCCACCGUCCCACAUGGAUACGUGGGUUUACCAGGAAAAUACACAAAACUGGGGAAGACCGAUGCGGCGGGGAACUUCGGUGAUGGAAUUGAGUGCGAACCCGACCAGCUGCGCCGGCUGCAGCCACUGCGCCUCCAGCGCCUGGAGAUACGACAGCUGCUCCAACUUGGAUCACCCGUGGGGGCCCGCGACCCCUUGGGGGCAGAACUGCUGUAUGCCGCACACCCUCAAUCCGAGGAUGCACCCGCACGCUCAUAACUACGUACCGCAGACCCCGCAGCCGUACAGAAGAGACCACCGGGCGAUGUCGCGAGCGGGGUCGCGGGCGGGGUCCCGCGCCGCGUCCCCCGCCCUCAGCGUGCGAUCGCGGGCGUCGCGCCGGACCAAGCACCGCACGCCCUCGCCCUCCCUGCCGUCCAGCGACGCCGACUCCGAGAGCGAGGCCGACGUCCGAAACCAAAAGAGUGCCCCCGUGAAGCGCAGCUGCGAGACCGUGCCGAGCCAGCCGAUUCGACCCGCCGAAAACGCGGCCGACGAGGACUCGCUGGGCCCGGCGCCGUCUCCUCCGACUACCAAUUGGCAGUGCGAGCACUGCACGUUCGUCAACGAGCCGGGCGUCAGGGUCUGCGCGGUCUGUUGCCGAACGCCCAUAGCGACGCCGAAAGUCGUCGCGGCGGACGUCAACAGUGGGCUUAAGGAGCUGCACAUCUCCGAAAAAUCCUCGGAUUCUCGGCGGCAGCCGACCGAAAAGCAGAGCUCAAAUAAACGAGCUACGAAAACCCACUCUACAUCUCCGCUACGCGAGAAGCAAACGCCGACCGAGCGGUCCCCUCCGCCUCCUGCGCAAAUAAUAACUGUUAAAAGCGAAAAUUUGGAUCGCGUCCGGUUCCCGAUACGUCAAGAUAUAGCUGUCGGACCUUCUCCGCCUAAAGAAUUGGACAGAAACCGUAAAAACGGAGUCGACAAACCCGCAACCCAAAAGCACAGCGUCUCCGUCGGGCCAUCGCCUCCGCGCGAUAGUCCGUCAAGCAGGACGUCACAAACGCCUACGAAAAGAGUGGAAGUGACACACUCGCGUGACGUGGACACUCGGCCCUCGUCCAGAUCUAGUCGCACAUCCGUUUCCAACACCGGUACCUCGCCGCCCCCACAGAAUAUUUCAACCCAGACCUACGAAGUGCCUGGCAAUUGGGAGCGAGCGUCAUCGGCGUCGCGCGGCCGGCAACGUCGUCGUUUCCGCGACGACGCGCAACGCGAGCGGUCGCACAGUCGGCUCUCUCUUUCCAGCGACACACGAGAAAGCGAAAGAAGUGCUCACACAAGUGGAAGUAGAUGGGAUUGGCCCCGCGACAGUAGCCCCAACGGGGACUGGAGUGACAACGAAAGGAAGCAUUCCCGUCUGACUAGACGAGCCUCACACCUGGACGUAAGGAAGGGUCUUCCGUCUCGUCGCACUAGCAUAUUUAGAUCUGAGGCACCCUCUCCAGAGCCGUUGUCAAACAAUCGGGCAAUUUCAUUAGAGGCGCUGGCUGGGACCGGAUCGAGAAGAGAAAUCGAAAGGGGUUUAGAAUUAGUACAACUCAUGGAGGAAGCAGAAAAAUUGGGUUUUAGUGCAGCCGAAGUUCACGCAGCCCUCGCUCAAAAUCCAGCCGCACCCCUCGCCUGGCUCAGAGAGAGAUGGCCGAGUCUCUGUGCGGGAGUACGCGCCGCCGCCGCUAGACUCGCACCGGGAGCUACUGUGUCAGAGAUAGAAGCUAGGGCGUCCCUGGCAAAACACAGAGGUGCAAUGUGGCCGGCAGUCACUGAGUGUGUGGAAAGAGCUCGCCGCAAGGCAGACGUAAUUGGCGUCAGUGAGGAGGGUCGUUUGAGGGGUCAAGUUUGGGGUCCCCCGGUCGGUAUCGACGACGAGUCGGUACCCCCUCUUAAUCGAGACAGCCGAACGCGCCGCCUUCGCGCAGAAGACAGUUCAGAUGAAUAUGCAGAAUCUAUAAAUAAUCUCGAGGAUGACGAUUGGAUGUAUUUGCCGUUUGAUAUUAAAAAUGCAUCGAACUUUACUCAGUCGGAGAGAGUUAGCGAACAGUCAACUAAAAAUAACAAUAACCCAGAGGUUUCUAAGAAAUUAAAAAACAUUUUACAUCAAGCGGGUAUUACAAACAUUGAUGACCAAUCAUUACUCAAAAGUUUAUUAACGAGUAAUUUUUUCACAUCAAAUGAUGCACAAGAGAGUCGCGAAAGUACAAUAAAUCAGAUUCAGCAUCAACAAAAUAUAGUAAACCUCGACCAGCAAGAAAAUGAAUUUAUUAAUGCCUAUAAUGAAUUAGCCAAAUUAGGUCUAGCGGUAAAUUUAGACAAAAAUAACAACUAUCCUCAUGAACAAAAAUCACAAACAGUGACCAGUACAACACUGGACCAGAACAACAUAAAUAGGACUCAAAAUGAGAAUAAUUCUAAGAAAAUAUCUGACUAUGAAAAGCCGUUAGAACUUGGAACAUCUACUAAGCAUGUAAGUAGUACACAAAAUUUAGAUGUAAAAGUAGACAACACAACAAUUAGUAAAAUUAAAAAGAAAUCAAGCAAAAAUUUAUUCGAUAAUACACAGACGACAAGUAAUUCGAACAUAUUUACUAACUCCAAUUCUGAAAAAGAAAAUAUUAGAAUAGACCCAAAAUCGAAUGACAAAUUACGCGAUAAUUCCAAAAAGACUUCCAAUGGAACUUUGUUAACCAAUCAAUUUGAAGCUAAUGUACAAGAAGAAAAAUUAAAUAAUCUUAACGAAAUAUUUGAUAAUACUCAAAAAUUGAUUCAGCAAAUGAAAAAUGAAAUCAAUACAGAUAUCAGGUCUAUAAGUGACAAAGUAGAGUCACAUGAUGAAGGAGACUAUAGUUCUGAUAACUCUUCAAAUUUGUCGGAACAAGAAUCGAGUUAUUCAAACUCACCAGUAGAAACAGAUGUAACAUCAGAUGAAAAAGAAAUGACUAGUAGUGAAGAAGAGUUUACUGAUAAUAUGACAAAGUUGCAAAACUCGGAAAGAAAAUCAAGUACUGAUGAUAAUGAAGAAUUUGAAGAAGCAAUGGACCAUUUAGAUACUCAAAUAGAUUACAUGAAAAAAUCAAAUAUAGAAAUAUUAGACUCGAUAGCCAAAAGUUUAAAAGAAGAACACACUUUAAGCUUAGAGGUUAAUCAAAAGAAUAUAAAUGAACUGGCGACGGACAUGUCACCAUCAAAAUCAGAAACAAAUCUAAAGUUACCCGAUCAAACGCAAUUGUUAAAUUGUAAUAACUUUACAGAUUCUAGUAAAAAAAUAAUAUCAGCACUAGGUAAUGUAAAUCCACCGACAAUCAUUGAGAGUAAAGAAAGUGAAGUGAAUACCAUGGUCGUAAAUAACUUUUCUCAAAAAUCAACAGUAAAUAACGUCCAACCUACGACGCCCAACUCCCAUUUAAGAGCAGAUAAAAAUCCCAAUUGGAAUAAAGUAAAUUUGAAGAGGAACGCAUUUACUGCAGUUAGCUCAUUUGAUGAAAUUUACGAUGAAAUCAGCAGUAACAAAACUCCCGUUUCCCCAGUUGAUAUACCAACGCGUAGAGAGAACCGUUCAAACGAAAUAGAAGCCAAAGUUGAAUCUCGUACAGUAAAGGCUUAUGCCAAACAUGAAAUAAUGUUUAUUGAAAUAAAACCUCAAAUACCUCAGAAAAUCUUCGCACACGAAACAAUAUAUCCACGUAUCAUAGCCACAAUAACAGAUAUAAAAGAAGAGAAACCUGAGAAAAAUAGUAAUGACGUUCCGCAAGAUACAGAAAGUGUUAUAUCGGAAAUAAAUGAGACUACCGACUCAAAUAAAACAAUAAAACAAUCUAAUCUCGCAAAUGACCGCGAUGAAGAUUAUGAAAAAGGCGCAAGUGACGAAGUACUAAGUAGCAGUGGUCCAAUCCAUUUAUCAAAAAAUCCUGUGCAUGAUACGAAUAAAUCGAAAAAUUCUGCUUUUAAUAGAUCCAACAUACCUAAACUAGUCAGGUCUUUACAGAGAAGUAAACAAAAUGCUGUUCAAAAAAUAUCUAAAGUAAUAACUUCAAAAGUUCCAGUUAGAAAAACUUCCUUGAAACAAUAUUCCGCACCACCUCCUCCAAAAAGUCACUUCGGUAAUGUUAAUAAUGGAAAUGUCAAACAGUUGCAAACUCGUUUAUUUGAUAAUAAAGUUUCUGCAACCGUCGAUGAAGCAAAAGCUUCUACAUCUACUGCUAUAACGAAGAAAAAACAGGCACCACCUCCACCAGUACAGAAUUCGCUUGAGCCAAAAACAGAAGAAACCUCAGUGAAAGAGCAAAAGAAACCUUUUUUCCGAGAAACCUGCAGAACUGAAGACGAAUGGUCAGAAAGUGAUACAGAUCAGAAUGAGGAGUUGUUUGAAGUGCAACGGAACACAGACUCUCCACCACCCGUACCCACCCCAUGCCAGCCCGUGACAAUUCGACAAGUAUCAGGUCAAAUUAUUGAUUUAUCAAAAAUCAGAUUACCAGAAGGAUCCCCUGAGAGACAAGCGCGUAUGUUAUUAGCUGAAGGAGCGAUGGAAAACUGGGACCAAGCUCAAUUAGCCGUUGAACUUAUAUCGAAAGGAAAUAACACACCUGAUGCACUUUUAGCUGCGUUGGAGUGCUCUGAUAUUACAUCGGCUCUUGUUUAUUUACACCAAGAUUGCGAACUGUGCGCCUCCAAAUAUCCUGAACAUGAGAUGGUGUCCAUGUUUCGUUGCACGCAUAGAUGUUGUCGGGAAUGUGCCCGACACUAUUUCACAGUUCAAAUUACCGAACGCAGUAUUGCAGAUUGCGUUUGCCCAUAUUGUAAAGAACCAGAGCUAGAAAACCUCCCAGAAGACGAUUGGCUCGAUUACUUUGCGCAUAUGGAUAUACUGUUGAAAUCCUUGCUAGAUGUUCAACUACAUGAGCUGUUUCAAAGAAAGCUUCGUGAUCGAACUCUGGCUAGAGACCCCAACUUCCGGUGGUGCGUGGAAUGCUCGUCGGGAUUCUUUGUGCACCCUAAACAGAAAAAGCUUCGCUGUCCGGAGUGCAAGUCCGUCAGCUGUUCGCAGUGUAGGAAACCGUGGACCGCUAAUCACAAUGGGUUGACUUGUGAGCAAUACGCGGCUUGGCUAGAAGAUAACGACCCGGAGAGGUCGAUUGCUGCUGUACAGCAACAUUUAAAAGAAAAUGGGCUCGAAUGCCCGCGAUGCCGUUUUAAAUAUUCUUUAUCGAGGGGUGGCUGCAUGCACUUCACUUGCACCCAAUGUAAAUACGAGUUCUGUUACGGCUGCGGCAAGCCGUUCAUGAUGGGAGCUCAGUGCGGCCUCAGCGACUACUGCGCCAAGUUGGGCCUCCACUCACACCAUCCUCGAAACUGCUUGUUUUACUUGCGCGACAAGGAACCUCGAGAAUUACAAACGUUAUUACAGAUGAACAACGUGACAUAUGAGACUGAAGCGGCAGAGGGCAGCACCGGAAGAUGUCCCAUUCAGCUCCAGCGGGAGACACCAACGGGGCUGAUAGACACCAUCUGUGGAAGCGAGGUCGCCCCGAACCAAGCCGGACUGUGCAAGAAUCACUACCUGGAGUAUCUGAGCCGGCUGGUCCGGGGCCGGGCGGUGGACCCGCUGCCGAUCUUAGGAGUGGACGAUUUAGAGACCGUGGUCCGGCGCGCGGCGCUCCGCCUCCCGCCGCGCCCCUACGGCUCGCUGGAGGGUCUCUACAAACGGAGCCUGAUCGAGAUUGUAAGAGAGAAAAUACCACUAGAUUAAGAAGAAACUUUAAAGAAGAUGUUAAUUCUCACCAUAAAAAAUCUAAAUGGUCCAUGUAAUAUAACUAUCGUCAUUUUGAAUCUUA
Aricia agestis (brown argus) is the source of this 6814-nucleotide messenger RNA. It is a transcript of the gene LUBEL, whose product is annotated as E3 ubiquitin-protein ligase lubel. Gene Ontology annotation, cellular component: LUBAC complex. Lineage: Eukaryota; Metazoa; Arthropoda; Insecta; Lepidoptera; Lycaenidae. The transcript has 20 exons. The record is from RefSeq and is a predicted model, not a curated record. The coding region runs from base 190 to 6729 and encodes 2179 amino acids. Gene Ontology annotation, biological process: protein linear polyubiquitination. Gene Ontology annotation, molecular function: ubiquitin protein ligase activity; linear polyubiquitin binding; K48-linked polyubiquitin modification-dependent protein binding.